AUGGCGCGCACGCGGCCACAAAGUUUCCAGUCUGCCCCCAGAAAACGACCUGCGCCCCGCUCUUCCACUGCAUUCAUGGAAGGGAGGAAGGCAGUUCCGCCACCGAAAUCCGUAACGAUUGCCGGGAAGAAGCUCCCUAUUUCCCCUGUCUUAGACACACUAUUUCAUUUUCUCGCCGAACGACAUCGCAUUCACCAGCGACGCAUAGCGGGGGAUCCAUCGCCCUGGACUCGGGACCCAAUUCUCGCCGCAUAUCCGUUCACCAACAUUUUUCGCGUAUACGACCGCACGACGCAAUAUAUUCUCCGCCAUGUGAUACAGGAGGGUAGCUCAGACUUGCACGAAUCGUGCUUUCGUGUAAUGUUGUUUCGGUUUUUCAACAAGGUUGAGACAUGGGAGCUGCUGGAAUCAUCACUAGGAAAGGUUACCUGGAGAGAUUUCUCUGUCAGGAAGUAUGAGGAGGUUCUCUUCUCCGCGGAAGAGGCCCUGUAUUGUCCGGCAUACAUUAUUCCUGCCCCGAAGCUCGGUGCGAAGGCCAAUCUCUCAAAUCACCUUCGACUGGUUCAAUUGAUGAUGGAGAAUGAUCUACCUGGUCACUUGGAAAAGGUACACCAUUUGAAGGACGCACAUGGAUAUCUUCGCCUCUAUCCCAGUAUGGGUGAUUUUACAGCACUCCAGCUUCUGCUCGAUUUGAAUAUGCUCCCGCAUUUCAAUUUUAGCGAGGACGAGUGGGUCGCACUUGGGCCUGGUGCACUGGAAUGCAUACGAAAGAUUUUCGGCCCGUCAGUGCGAGGAAGCGAAGGUGAAGCGCUUACCUGGCUGCACUCGACGCAGUACAGCCAUUUCGCUCGAAUGGGCAUCACCCCGGAUCGCAUUCCUCGACUGUGCGACAGCCGGCCGGCUGGUCUUACAAAGGUCGAUUUCGAACAUGCUCUUUGCGAAGUCGAGAAGUAUUCUCGAGCAAAACACCCUCACAUCGUUGGCAGGAGGCGUAAUGUCGCCAAAUCAGCCUUUUCUCCCAAGCGUGAGCCGCUUACGGCUACGCUACCAAAGCAUUGGUUAAAACCUCGCCACGCACCGACUACCCUUUCGCGGCCUCCCCCCAUCAAGAAAGGUGGCUCCGAAGAAUACGAAGUCUCCCAUAUCAUCGCCGAGAGGCAGGCGGGACAAGGAUACCAGUAUCUCGUGCGCUGGGUCGGAUACGGUCUGGAAGAUGAUACAUGGGAGCCGGAGAGUGCCCUAGAGCACACAGCGAAUUUAGACGAAUGGAAAGUGACGAAGAUAAAAAUUUGGGAUGGAGUAGGGGAUUUCCAGGCCAUGGGGAAUAAUUUUACACGUACCAGGGGAUUUUACACUGCGAAGUGA
This is a messenger RNA of Sparassis crispa, 1365 nucleotides long. RefSeq lists its product as hypothetical. Lineage: Eukaryota; Fungi; Basidiomycota; Agaricomycetes; Polyporales; Sparassidaceae. Gene Ontology annotation, biological process: negative regulation of transcription by RNA polymerase II; chromatin organization. The record is from RefSeq and is a predicted model, not a curated record. Gene Ontology annotation, cellular component: pericentric heterochromatin. The coding region runs from base 1 to 1365 and encodes 454 amino acids. Gene Ontology annotation, molecular function: chromatin binding. The transcript has 2 exons.